ACGAAGAUGAAGCUGACAGGCUCAAGUGAGCCUAUUGAGGCGCCCCUGCGCCUCACAGCAUGCGCCAUUCACCCCUGCAGCGUCCUGCCCGACACGAAAAGUGCGUCAAGGAUUCUACACUCAAUGUGCGCUUCCUGGCACCCCUUCUCUCCUGCCUGUGCUCCUGCAGACCACUUCAGCAACUCGUUUGCUGUGAGGGAGCAGCCGCCCGCCAUCUGUUUCCGCGAAGAUGUGCGGCACCACCACCCCCAGCAGCAGAAGAAAGGCCCCGCCCGGAUGGCCUAUCGCCCCCCUCCCCCCACCGGUCCGCCGCCUGCACCGAAGCCGCCCGGCCGACUCCUAGAGGGGCACUACGAGUAUUCGCCCUGGGCGUUCGAGACUCUCGUGCCCCCAGGUGGCUAAAUGGCCACACACACAGGAGAGACGCGAUCGAGGCGGAUCACACAGGACCGAUGGGUGUUUCUGUGCUUGCUGUUCCAGACACGGAAGCGCGGCAUGACCGCAUCUUCAACCAGAUAGCGGAGCCGCUUGUCCGGGGGGCUGUCCUGCGAGGGGAGAGUGGUAUUGUUCUGUCCACUGGAGGAACGGGAAGCGGAAAGACCUUCACCCAAUUGGGUAUAUGGAGAUGACACGCACUUGCCAUCAGACCGGUCACGUCGCCACUGGUCUGUGUCUCCUCUCUUCUGCAGGGAACUCAAGGAAGGGACAAGGUGGCAUUGUACACGAAUCGCUGGCGAGAGCCUUUCAACUGGUUCACGAGUCGUCCACAGUGAUCUCCAUCUCCUUUGUGGAGAUAUACCGAAACCGCAUCCACGACCUCCUCCUCGACACCAAUACGAACAAUGUACACAAACACGCCGAGACAAGCAGACGGAAACGGGCUCAGCGCGCUUAUGCACGUUUCUGCUUGGUGUAUGUGCAGCGGGAUGAUCGCAGGCGACGAGGCGGGCAGGGCGCCACCGGGUCAGCGCCAGGCACCACGAGCAAGUUUCGGUGUAGCACUUUGUUGGAGGCCCUCAGUCUGUUUGGCGAGGGUUGUGAGAGAAGGUGCGCAAACUCAGAGAGCCGGAAAGCAGAGUCCUCACACAUUAAUGCGAUGCCGAUCGUCUGUGCUGUGGGUGUGGUGUGAUCCAGGCACUCUGCCCAUCUUCUGAGCAAUCCAACUGCCUCUCGCGGUCACACCAUCUUCAUCGUGGGCUGAGUUCGACCCUGUCCGCCAGAUCCAUGUCUCUAUUGCUGCAUUUGUCUGUGUGUAUGCAGAUCGAAUUCUCGGAUCAUGAUAGCGGCCGAUCGAGCGUGGUGUCGUUCGUGGACAUGGCGACGGCUGUCGUACCAGAGCGGGUGGAGCCCACUGGCACAGGGCGCUAUAAGGUAUACGCGAAGGACGUGUCAAAGACGAUUGAGGAGUCUCGUGAGACACUGAGGUCAGCAGAUGAGCCCACCAUAUGUCUCGCCUCCUUUCUGGUCAUGUGUGUCCGCUUCCUUGGCUGUGUCGCUGUCAGUCUGUGUGUGCGGAAGUUCAAUGAUGACAAGCAGCAGCGACUGCGGGAGGAACUCGAGGGUGCCGACGAGGAAGAGGCUGACCACGAGACGCACCAGGAGCGGAAGAAGCCGUUUGUGCCCAAGAGCCGGCCCAACUCACGUCAUAUCAUCCUUCAGCCCAGCCCGUUGCCGCGAGAUUGGCGAUCAAAGGUGGUGAGGAGAGCCCAGCCCGCCCCGCAGAUGGUGAGGGCAUGGGACGUGCCAUGGACGUUUGGUCAAGUGCUGGAGCCAGCCCUGCCUGAGACGGCACCGUGGGACAAGACGGCUCUCACGGCCUGCCUGCGGCAGAUAUUUGAGCAGCCUGAAACGUGAGACAGGGAAAGGCAUCCACAAGACCAUUCUUUUUUUUGUCUCACUUUUACUACGUCCGCUUUGGUCAGGCUGAACAUCGCUUUGCUGUACCACAUCAAGUAUGUCAGUCCCGCGCUCUCUGAGUCCGAAAGCCUCAAGUAUCUCCGUCUCUUCCACCGCCUGCAAAAGGCGCUCCACUUUCCAACGAUGCCAUUUGUCGACCCCAGUGACCUGUUUCCUCCCCGCCCCACCCUCCCGCCGCCGCCGAAACCGUACGUCCCCAAGACUCGCUUCCGCAAGGGGGAUGACUGGGCUAUAGCGGACAUCGACUCGCCCAGGGGCCUAGCAGAGCAGAGGGUGAAGGAGUGGAAUCGCAAGGAGAGAGAGCGGACAAUGCAGACGACCGGAGCCACAUUCCGCCAGCGGGGGAGUUCGCCGAGUGGCACAAAGGAUACCGCACGUCGGAGAGACGAGGCUCCCGAUCGCCGCCAAGCUCGUCAGUCCACCGAGGCUGCUGCAGCACCUGGCCACAGAGGGACGACAAAUGGUCGUACAACUGGCGGCAUAAGGGGAAUGGGGGGAGACACCACGCAGCCAAAUGCGUCGGGUGUCCUGCAGCAGGACUUCCAGGCGAAGACGGCCCCAAGGACAAGAGGCACUACCACGGUCCCCCCCGCGCCCAAACAAAACAGCCACUCGGUCAACCCCUCCCCUGUGCCGAAGCAGGCGGAACUUAUUCGACCACUGGACAAGAAAACGCCACCGUGCCCUCCAAAAGUGGCGCCAACACCAGCAGCGGCGACCGUGAGAAUUGUCGGGCGCACCAGCAGCACAUCGCCAAACCCGACAUCUCGUCUCCGCUGCAGUCGUGUCGGCGUCCAGGGGCCUCAGACGGCCCCAAAGUGGGGUAUCCCAGUGCUUACAAGCAAGGAGGACAAAGCCCACCAGAAGGCGCCCUUCCGGGGCGCCGAGAAGACAUCGGCACAGCAGGGAGCCGGAGUAGCCAAGACGGCCUCAGCAAAAUACGGCAGCGCGUUGCCGAGUCGGGCGGCACGUACGUCGGGAGCUGGGCCGGGCGAGUGGCAGAUCCUGUGGCCAGAGAAAAAGGACGACAGUGGCCGAGACACAGAGGAGGCGGACGUAGGAGGGGGGCAGGAGCAGGCCAACUUGGAGACACAGCGCCAGGAGAUCCAGCCGUUGCCAGACCAUCAGCCGGCACAAAUCGUCCAGCGCCAAGGAAGCGAUGCAGAGCAAGAGCCGGCAGGCCAUCUGUUGGUGCUGGCUGGACAAGAGGAACAGCCCGUGGAACAGAAAGAGGCGGAUGUCGAGGUCGAGAAGAACGCGGAGGAGAAGGAGAAGAUGACAGCGGAGGGGAGACACGAGGGAACAGAACAAGGGCUGACAGAAGCCGCCCAACAACCCGGGCCGGCUAUCACGGCGGCUGACCAAGAGCCCGCUGAACAAAAGGAGGCCGGCGGAAUGGAGACCAAAGAGGAGGAAAAGACAGGAAAGCCAGAGGAGAGACCGCGCCGCAGCUGCCGGAAGGAGGGGCGUGGCUUCUUCUUUGACGAUUCGGUGGCCAACAGCAAGAUCGAGAGACCGUCGACAUGCGACUCCCCUCUCCGCGCCUGGUUGGCCAGCCCGCUGUCGAUUGAUGGUAUUGGUGAGCCCCGCCGCAUUGUGAUCGAGCCGCCCUCUCCAGUGGAGAAGGCCCGUGAGCGUGCCAAGCGCAACGCAUCUCUGCACAAGCGACGAGCGGGGACAAGGGAUGCGAUUGACGUUGAGGGUGUGGAGGAGGACAGCACUACUGACAUCAUUGGGGGGGCCGUGAGAGUCAAGAGGGGGGCCGGGAAGGGGAAAAGCUGGAAUGUCAGCCCCGCUGGAGUGCAGAGCUGCCCGCAGACCAACAUCACCACUGCUAUCAAUUUCACUCAGGUAAGAAGACGGAGUAGACAUGGGAGUCAUGUGAAUGUCAGUUCUGUUACCUGCUUGUCUGCCUGUAUCAGAGUGCGAUUGAUCUGCCUGAUUCGCCAAUGACUCUUGCGAAGGGCCCUGUCGUUGCAGUGAGACCGAAGAUCACUUCCGAGUUCCUUCCUGCCAAAAGCUGUGGAGUGCCAAGAAUACCAAACGACCACCGCCAGGUGAGGCAAAGAGAUGGAUGCACAGAAAGAUGGAAGAAGGGAUGUCAGCCAGAGUCAUGUUCCCUCCCCUUUGGGUGUGCGUGUCUCCACAGCAGAGCCCGUAUAGCAACGCCACACAAGGAUAUGGCUUUGUUGCUGCAAGCACUGCCGCACCGUCGGCCACUAACUUCAAGUCGCCUCGAACCCCUAUUUUCGGACCGAUCGCUGCCAAGCAGGCGCCACCCGCCCCACCAAGCAUCGACCACCACAUGUGGAACAAUCCCAUUCAGCAGGUGAGACACAUCCCACAGACGCAUCACGCCUUUACGUGUGCCUCUGCAUACACAACAGAGAGUUGUCAACCGGGAAGUCAGCAGUGUGCUGCCCAGCGCCCGGCUCCCCAACCGCUCCUCGCAGCGGGAGACCACAACAACCACAACAGAUGUGCUGGACAGUGCUGAGCAAGAUGAUCUUGGCGGCGGCGUGGAGGCCAUGGUCCCAGCCAUUCGCCAGCUGACGGUCGAUGAGGAGGAGAUGGCGGGCGCCCAAGGACGUCGAACCACCGCCGAAGUGCCGCUGCGGCAGCCCAAAGCAGCGGUAAGAGCCAACAUGGCAUGGUUUUGAUGGAGGAUGAGCUGAUCCACCAAUUUGUUGUGUUGUGUGUGCAGCCGCUGCGAGUCGGCACGAUUCGUCAGGCCUUUUCUCCCCCCGGCACACUCAGCCGGCCGUUUGUGCCCAAAAGCCAUGGCAGUCCCAAAAUGACGAAUCCAAAACCAGUGGUGAGAGACGCGGGGCGGCCACAAGAUGCUCAUGUCAGUGACCCAUUGUGUCUCUCUGUGUGCGUGCAGGUGAGGCUUGGUGCAGGUGUUCGACCCGCUGUGCCACCGACAGGCGCAUCCGGCCACAUUAGACGGCUUCCCCCCCAACACGGGCCAGUGCCUGUGAACAUGUGUGUAACGCAUCAGCUGGCAAUCAGCACCAACAGGAGGUGUCACCUUUGUCUGUAUGGGAUGUCUUUGUGCGUGCAGGUACCCUGCCCCAGCUAGAGCUGGCAGCCCCGCGCUGGCUGUGACCAGGACAGUGAUCUGUCCCACGCCGACCCCCAUGGCGGUGCCCAUCUACACGCCCACCUUCAUGCAUCACCAGGUCAGUCAAGUCAAUGACUGAACAUGCCCAUCGAUUCGUUCAUGUCUCUCAUGCCGCACACACAAGUCCCUCUCUCUUUCUGUGGGUGUGGGUGUCGACAGGCCUAUCCGCUGUUCGGUGCUGGUGCCCCCCGACCACCCGUGCGUUGAUCGAAGCUGUCUCC
Molecule: messenger RNA, 5262 nt
Organism: Vitrella brassicaformis
Lineage: Eukaryota; Vitrellaceae
Source: the annotation of a GenBank genome assembly